Molecule: messenger RNA, 2324 nt
Organism: Caenorhabditis elegans
Lineage: Eukaryota; Metazoa; Nematoda; Chromadorea; Rhabditida; Rhabditidae
Gene: pif-1
Product: ATP-dependent DNA helicase PIF1
Exons: 13
Coding region: 150-2183 (677 amino acids)
Biological process (GO): DNA repair; telomere maintenance; DNA recombination
Cellular component (GO): mitochondrion; nucleus
Molecular function (GO): 5'-3' DNA helicase activity; DNA helicase activity; ATP binding
Source: RefSeq, marked reviewed
CGCAAAUUCCCUUCAAACCAAGUUUUAAUAGCACAGUAAUCCCCGAGCAAUCGCGCUCCACCGGACUAACCUACACACCGCGAAUUUUGAAUUACAUCCCUCAUAAUUAAUUGUUUUUGCCAUUUUUUCGCUAUUUCCAGUGGAUUUUAAUGAGUAAAAGCCUACAAACCGACGAAAAUGGCGGUGUCAGUGAAAGUCCAUCAAAUUGCACAUAUUGCUACACGCUGGAAUGCUCUCUACGCAUCGAAUCCACCUCAUCAAUCAAGAAAAAGACUCCAAUCUCCUCGAAAAGCGCUAUAAUGACUGUCGGCAGAAAUGCGCAGAGAAAAAUUCACCUUCAAAUCGAGCUAAAGACCACCGCUACCGGACAGCCCGCUGUAGUGUGCUAUGACGUCACAGAUGCAGUUGUACACUUGCAAAGCGUUGCAAAUGGGAAGUGUACUGUAGAAAUUCCUUCGCUCUCGUUAAUGUUCCAAAUGUUCAAUUGCGCGCCGCGAAAGCUCAACGUCUUCAUGAAAUCUCUCCAAGCAAAGUUGGAUAUUAUGAAAAUGGAGAAAAGCCCAAUUUCAGCAGUACCCCGGCAAUUCUCACGUCCGCCGGCAGUUUUCAGCGUUCUGAGCCCGCUGACGAUCAGCGAAAUGCGAAAAGUGAAGAAGCUACGCGAACCGUCGGCGCUGGCGAGACCUUCGAAAGAGGCGACCACACCGAAGCGGCGCACUUCCUCAAUGAAUUUGCUCGCCGGCGGCUUGGAAAAUCGAAUUAUGAAUCGAUCGAUUGGGCUGAAAAGGACGACCAGUUUUGCUAGAGAUGAUCGUGAAAAAGCCGAGACCCUUGUCUCCCUGAAAUCAUUCAAAGAUGCUCCUGCAAUUUCCGAACGGAUUCAGCUGUCAGAUGAGCAAAAAUCGGUUGUCCGAUGUGUGAUAAAUUCUCGAACGAGUGUCUUCUUCACGGGAUCCGCUGGAACCGGAAAAUCUGUGAUUCUUCGGAGAAUCAUUGAAAUGUUGCCCGCCGGGAACACCUAUAUCACCGCAGCGACAGGCGUUGCGGCUUCCCAAAUCGGCGGAAUCACACUUCACGCGUUUUGCGGUUUUCGCUACGAAAAUUCGACGCCUGAACAGUGCCUAAAACAGGUUUUACGCCAAAAUCACAUGGUCCGACAGUGGAAACAAUGCUCACACUUGAUAAUUGACGAGAUUUCCAUGAUUGAUCGCGACUUUUUUGAAGCUCUCGAAUAUGUCGCCCGUACCGUCCGUAAUAACGAUAAGCCGUUCGGUGGAAUUCAGCUCAUUAUCACUGGAGAUUUCUUUCAAUUACCGCCCGUCUCGAAGGAUGAACCAGUUUUUUGUUUUGAGAGCGAAGCCUGGAGCCGAUGUAUCCAAAAAACGAUUGUCCUGAAAAAUGUGAAACGACAAAAUGACAAUGUUUUUGUGAAAAUUUUGAAUAACGUUAGAGUUGGAAAAUGCGACUUCAAAUCAGCGGAUAUUCUAAAGGAAUCCUCGAAAAAUCAAUUCCCAUCCAGCGUAAUUCCAACCAAACUGUGCACACAUUCAGAUGACGCCGAUCGAAUUAACAGCUCAAGCAUCGAGACAACACAAGGCGACGCGAAAACCUUCCACGCCUACGAUGACGAGAGUUUUGACACGCACGCCAAGGCCCGAACGUUGGCACAGAAGAAGCUUGUGCUGAAAGUUGGAGCUCAGGUGAUGCUCAUCAAGAAUAUCGAUGUGAUCAAGGGACUUUGUAAUGGGUCACGUGGAUUUGUGGAGAAAUUCUCUGAAAACGGGAAUCCUAUGAUUCGAUUUGUAUCGCAAGCCGAUGCUUCCAUUGAGAUCCGCCGCUCCAAGUUCUCAGUCCGCAUUCCCGGGAGUGAUGCUCCGUUGAUUCGCCGUCAACUCCCACUCCAACUCGCCUGGGCCAUCUCCAUUCACAAAUCGCAGGGAAUGACGCUCGACUGUGCGGAAAUUUCGUUGGAGCGCGUUUUCGCCGACGGACAGGCGUAUGUGGCGUUGUCGCGCGCACGAUCACUGGCGGCAAUUCGAAUUAUCGGCUUCGACGCGUCGUGUGUCCGAGCGAAUUCAAAGGUUAUCGAUUUUUACAAAUCCAUCGAGGCAGAAUGCGACGACGAACAGGACUGGGAAGCCCCUGCUGCUGGACCAAGGCUCAAGCGAGUUCGAUCGAUUUAAUUUUUUUUUUUAAAUUUUUUUGUGAUCUCCAAAUGUUCUGUCUUUCUGUCUUCCCCCCCCCCCCGCCAAAAUUCAUUAACUGUUUUAUUUCACAACACUCUGUAUCAUCAUAAUUUUCACAUAAAAUUGGCUAUUUCAAUG